CUACCCGUUUUGCCAACUCCUGAAUCCUGCUCGGAAGGAGAUAGCGCCGAGGUCUCGAACAUCACGUCUUAUCGCAGGUCGUUGUACCCACAGAAACACGACAGAGAGCACAUACACAGCUAUCACGCUCGCGACCUCCUCCCAAGAAGAGCCAUUUUCAUUCGGUCCGGCUCUAUCAUGUUCAACCCCAACAUCCACGGGCCCCCUCCCGGGCACGACCAGCAUGACCCCAUCAUUCUCGACGAAGACGACCCAGACCAGUUCGACCAGCGCUACGACUCGGACACCGACUCGGACAACGGCCGAGACCGCACGCCGGCGCAUGUCAUAGCGCAGCACCAAUUAUCCCAACUUCAAGGGCUUGACCUUGAUAGAGCAUUCCCGUUUCCUUCUGACCAACCCGCCAGCAACAGUAGCAGUGUACCCGAAAGCAUCAGCACCACGAGUACAGUAAACGACAGCAACUGCAACAUCUCCUUCUACCAAGCCUCCCUGGAGCAGGACAAAAAGCUCCGGAGUCGACUACGCGAAGAACGCCACGCCGCCCUCUGCGUCCUGAUGGACAGGGAGCUACUUACUAUCCAGGCUCUAGCGGCGCAGGAGACCAUCCCCCAAACCCGCCGCCGCUUCCUCGCCAAACUCCUCAGCCCGGAGGACCCCGAAAACGCCGCAACGCUCCGAGGCGAGCGAUUCAUCAUCCAGCAUCCGAUGCUUGGGGGAUCCAGGUCCGGCUCCGCGUCGCCUGCGGGAAGGCGGAUGGGGGUGGGGGUGCUGGAUGGGAUCGGCAUCGGAGUCGUUGGCGGGCCCGGAUCGACCACCGGCUUGAUUGUGCAGCGGCAGGUCGAGGAUGUCUGCGAGGCGGACGAUGCGGGGUGGAGGCGGCCCCCAGCGGAGCGGGGCGGUGGAACGAACCGGGGGUCGCCGGCGGGGUCGUUGUCGUCGUCGUCCGGGCGGGUUAAAGGGAGUAGUAGUGUUGCGGCAACAGCGGGGUCUACGCCGGAGAGGAAGGGGAGGCCAAUCAAGGGUCGGUCCCAGCGCGAGAGGGAACGGGAGAGGGUGAGGAGGGGUUUGGCUGGUGCUGGUGCUGGUCUUGGGUCCUCUAUAUUCUGAGAUUUUCCCUCCUCUCCCGUGGGAUUGUAAUAUACUAGGCAGACCUCAACCCAUACCACCUUGCUCUGUAAGUCUGGAAAAUCACAGGAGAGAGAUAUCCUAUUCCCGAAAAGUAAAAAAAAAAGAGAAAAGGUGCAUAGAAAAGUGCCCUCAUAUACAUUUGCUGGCCGUAAACCCGUACGUACCCCAUGAUUCCCAUCAGUCCAUAAAAUAAAUACUAUACA
This is a messenger RNA of Aspergillus homomorphus CBS 101889, 1334 nucleotides long. RefSeq lists its product as uncharacterized. The transcript is spliced from 3 exons. The coding region runs from base 178 to 1110 and encodes 310 amino acids. The record is from RefSeq and is a predicted model, not a curated record. Lineage: Eukaryota; Fungi; Ascomycota; Eurotiomycetes; Eurotiales; Aspergillaceae.